Gekko japonicus is the source of this 1760-nucleotide messenger RNA. It is a transcript of the gene UCKL1, whose product is annotated as uridine-cytidine kinase 1-like 1. Gene Ontology annotation, cellular component: cytoplasm. Lineage: Eukaryota; Metazoa; Chordata; Lepidosauria; Squamata; Gekkonidae. The annotation marks the transcript as partial. The transcript has 14 exons. The record is from RefSeq and is a predicted model, not a curated record. Gene Ontology annotation, molecular function: kinase activity; ATP binding.
CAACAGCAGCGCGGAGUCCUUGGACAGGCUGCUGCCUCCCGUGGGCACCACACAGUCGCCACGGAAACGGACCACCAGCCAGUGCAAAUCGGAGCCCCCCCUCCUGCGGACGAGCAAGAGGACCAUCUACACCGCCGGCCGGCCGCCUUGGUACAAUGAACACGGCACACAGUCGAAGGAGGCGUUUGUCAUUGGUCUCGGAGGAGGAAGUGCUUCUGGGAAGACCACCGUGGCUAGAAUGAUCAUAGAGGCUCUGGACGUCCCCUGGGUGGUCCUUCUUUCUAUGGACUCCUUCUACAAGGUGCUGACGAAAGAGCAGCAAGAGCAGGCCGCCAGCAACGACUACAACUUCGACCACCCGGAUGCCUUCGACUUCGACCUGAUCAUCUCCACCCUGAAGAAACUCAAGCAGGGCAGGAGUGUCAAGAUCCCCAUCUACGACUUCACCACCCACAGCCGCAAGAAAGAAUGGAAAACCCUAUACGGAGCCAACGUCAUCAUCUUCGAAGGCAUCAUGGCGUUUUCCGAUAAGGAGCUUCUGAAGCUCCUGGACAUGAAGAUAUUUGUCGACACCGAUUCUGACAUCCGCCUGGUCCGGCGCCUCCGUAGGGAUAUCAGCGAGCGUGGCCGGGAGAUCGAAGGCGUCAUCAAGCAGUACAACAAGUUUGUCAAGCCAGCCUUCGACCAGUACAUCCAGCCCACCAUGCGCCUGGCUGACAUUGUUGUCCCACGAGGUAGUGGAAACACUGUUGCUAUCGACUUGAUUGUCCAGCAUGUGCACAGCCAACUAGAAGAGCGUGAACUCAGUGUCAGGGCCGCCCUGGCUUCUGCUCAUCAGUGCCACCCCCUCCCCAAGACCCUCAGUGUGCUAAAGAACACCCCACAGGUCAGGGGCAUGCAUACGAUCAUCAGGAACAAGGAGACCAGCCGAGAUGAGUUUAUCUUCUAUUCCAAGCGCCUCAUGAGGCUGCUGAUUGAACACGCCUUGUCGUUUCUGCCGUUCCAGAGCUGCACGGUUCAGACACCACAAGGCCAUGACUACGAAGGGCGAACGUACCGCGGGAAGCAAAUUACGGGCGUGUCCAUCUUGAGGGCCGGAGAAACCAUGGAGCCCGCCCUGCGAGCUGUCUGCAAGGACGUCCGGAUCGGUACCAUCCUCAUCCAGACAAACCGUUACACAGGAGAGCCAGAGCUGCAUUACCUGAGGCUCCCGAAGGACAUCAGCGAAGAUCACGUGAUCCUGAUGGACUGCACCGUCUCCACGGGGGCGGCCGCCAUGAUGGCUGUGAGGGUGUUGUUGGACCACGAUGUCCCAGAAGACAAAAUCUUCCUCCUCUCCCUCCUGAUGGCCGAGAUGGGCGUCCACUCUGUGGCUUACGCUUUCCCUCAGGUGAAGAUCAUCACGACGGCUGUAGACAAGAAAGUGAACGACCUCUUCCGCAUCAUCCCCGGCAUCGGAAACUUCGGAGACCGCUAUUUUGGCACGGACGCUCCUCUGGACUGGAGCGACGAGGAAGAUGUCCUGGAUGCUUAGCCGCUGCCUCUUCUUCUGAGGAGCCACUGUGAAGGAAAGGAAGCUUCAGCGCCUGACCCCCGCUUCCCCGGCCGCCCCCCAAGCACCGGCAAAGAACCCUCGGCAGAAUCAUUGUUCUCUGAUGCACUUGAGGCCUAGGAUGUAUUUUCUAAUAGAGAGAGAAAAAGAGAGAGAGAGACUGGAUCCUCGCUGUCUUUGUAUGUGCACACGAGUGUUUCUGAGUCUA